Orbicella faveolata is the source of this 1921-nucleotide messenger RNA. Its product is annotated as aldehyde dehydrogenase family 3 member A2-like. Lineage: Eukaryota; Metazoa; Cnidaria; Anthozoa; Scleractinia; Merulinidae. Gene Ontology annotation, molecular function: aldehyde dehydrogenase (NAD+) activity. Gene Ontology annotation, cellular component: cytoplasm. Gene Ontology annotation, biological process: aldehyde metabolic process. The record is from RefSeq and is a predicted model, not a curated record.
UAUAUUUCACAGUACAUGACCACAGUACAGGAAGAAGAUCGAACAGAAUUGACUGACGUUCGAAGCGGUGAGGAUCGAGCAGUGAGGAUUUUGAUAGCAUCGUUUGAAAUAACAGAAAUGCCUGGAAAUGAAGAAUUGAUCACGUUGGCAGUCAAAAAAGUGAGAGAUACAUUUAGAAGUGGAAGGACAAGAGAUGUAGAAUUCAGAAAAGAGCAGCUCAGGAAUCUUUUAAAACUUUUCGAUGAGAAUGAGGAUGAAGUUUUGCAAGCUGUUGGGAAAGACUUGCAUAAGCCAAAAGUAGAAGCUAUUCUUGCAGAGGUUCUGAUCGUCAAAAAUGAUAUUGCAUAUGCACUGAAUAAUUUGUCUGAAUGGACAAAGCCUGAGAUACCAGAAGUUCCUAUGGUCAAUAAAAUGGAUAACUGCUUCACAAUGAGUGAGCCAUUGGGUGUGGCUUUAGAUUGCUUCACUGUGAUCAAUGGAGGAGUGGAGGAAACACAGUAUUUGCUAAAGAAAUGCAAAUUUGACAAAAUAUUUUACACCGGUGGAAGUGCUGUGGGUAAGCUGGUCAUGGAAGCAGCAGCAAAGAACCUGACAAGAGUUACUCUUGAACUCGGCGGUAAAAGUCCAUGUUACAUUGACAAAGACUCUGACCUGGAGAUGGUUGCCAAAAGAAUCGCUUGGGGAAAGUUUGCGAAUGCUGGACAGACGUGUGUUGCCCCAGACUACGUGUUAUGUCACCCAGAUAUCCAGGACGAGUUGAUCAGACGUUUCAAGGAAGCUAUAUUUGAUUUUUAUGGAGAGGACCCCAAGGAAUCGCCAGACUAUGCUAGAAUCAUAAAUAUUAAGCACUUCAAUCGUUUAAAGACCUUGAUGAGCAGUGGGAAGUGCGUUGUUGGAGGCGAGACAGAUGACAGUGAAAAGUAUAUUGCCCCAACCGUGCUAACAGGAGUCAAACCUACAGACCCGCUCAUGGAAAAUGAGGUUUUUGGUCCAUUGUUACCAAUAGUUGAUGUCGAAUCCUUGGAUGACGCCAUAGACUUCAUCAAUGACAGGUGUAACUGUUUUCCGUUAGUUGGGACGCUCCCAUUUGGCGGUGUUGGAGGAAGUGGCAUGGGUUCGUAUCAUGGGAAGUAUUCGUUUGAUGCCUUCUCGCACAAGAAAGCCUGUCUCCUCAAAAAGCAAGCCAUGGAGUCAUUUAACAGCAUGCGUUACCCGCCGUAUGAAGAAAAACGCUUUGCAUGGCUGCGUUGGCUGAUAGAAGAUAAAGAACAAUCGUAUGAUAAACUUUCCGACAUACCGCCUCUUCUGCUCUCCAUUCCUGUGGCAUUGAUUCAUAAGGUUGUUGGACUGCCUAGAUAUUUCUUGAAGUAGAUGACUCAUUUGUGAUCGUUUUCAAGCAAUAUGUAUUUUAUUUUUUGUGUUUUGGUUAACGAGUGUUGACUGCGCUUUUGUCAUACUCUGCAGUUGGUUAGAUCUUUCAUUUGAUGUGCUCGAGUUACCGUUUUCAUCCUAAAUAACAAUACGGUUAACUUGAGAAUGGUUAGUUUUCAUUUAUAGUAGGUUAAAUGCAACAAGUUAUUGUAUCUUUACAUUAUAAUUACUUAGCUUAAAAGUUAUAUACUUGAGCGAUUUUUAAUUGAGUGUCGAAAACCAAAACCAAAACCAAACCAAUUAGUUACCAAUUCAACCACUCAGCCAAUCUCAAAUCGUAGUCAAACUAAAACUAAAGGAAUUGCCUGAUUGCUCUCAACAUUUUGAAAGUUGAAAACUUUCAACACCCAAAAAAAACCCUAAAACAAAAACUCGUGCUCAAACUCUAGCCCCAAAAUACAGUCGUCCUGAAAUAUCAGACUUCCUUGGAAGUUUGAUUAGAAUACAUUUUCAUGUCAAGUUAAUGCUUCAACAAAAGCAAAAAAAAAAA